AUGGCUGCAUCAGUUCAAGACACAGGGCAGCCGACGGCUCCUACCCCGCAGAAGAAAAAACCAGCCAAGCUGCGCCAGCGAAAGAAUGCACAAGAUGAAGCUCAUGAUGAUAAACCAAAUGGCACUCCACCAGAAACCAACAAUAAACCUGUCGAGACUGAACGACAUCAAGGCAGUGAACCAGUCAGCUCGCCCGAACCCGAACCCGAACUCGAGCCAGAACAACCUAAACGACGCGACCGCCGCACGCGUCGACCCCAGCGUGAUCCCGACGAACAAUCCGAAACUGUGUCUGAAAAUGCGGAACAAUUUGACCCCUUUACCCAUCGUGAACGCCGACGUCGGCCCCGCCGGCGUGACGAGCACCGCAUAGUGCCGUUCGGAGCUGAGAGCGUAGGGAGAGAAGUCGGGCGGAGACAGGAUGCCAGCGGUCCUCUGGAUAACAUCAGCAAUGUUCAGGGCGCAAUUAUGGGACAAGAUCAACCAAAUCCAGCGCAGCCCGAGAAGGAGCAGAAAAAGUCAAAGGAUAAUACGCUUUCGUUACGGCUAGACCUGAACUUGGAGAUCGAGGUACAAUUGAAGGCCCGGAUUCAUGGUGAUUUGACGCUGUCUUUACUGUAG
Molecule: messenger RNA, 621 nt
Organism: Aspergillus fumigatus Af293
Lineage: Eukaryota; Fungi; Ascomycota; Eurotiomycetes; Eurotiales; Aspergillaceae
Source: RefSeq, a predicted model, not a curated record